AUGGAGGCACAGAGACUCCGUGGUGGUAGUAUAUCGCACGCGUCACCCUCUGGAGUGGGCAACGUGGCCUCCCAGCUCGCGGAAACACAAGAUAUGCCAGUCACCCCAACGCCAACUCACUGGCUAUCUGGGAAUGCGAUGCAGCCUGUACUUAAUGAUGGCAGCAUGGAGAGUGUGAGCAUGGAUGAAAAUGAAGGCCAGGAGCACUGGCAACCUGGGGGGUCCAGCAGGGCCCCCAGCCGGGCCAGCGAGGCCAGAAGCGGAAUCAGGCAACGAAAGAUUCUGCAAAGAUCAUGGAUUGGCAGGCCAAAGCAUCAAACUUCCCUGCUAGAUGUGAGUAAACAAGCCCAGGUGUUGGUGGGGGCCUUGGAAGCAGCCCGAACACAGCAACAGGACAUAUAUCAGAUGGUACAGGAACAGGUACAGGCACACCUGGCAGAGGAGCUGUCCAAUUGGAAAGCAGAACAGCAAAUCCAUGAAGGAAUCUAUCUUGAGCGAAUCACAAAGCUGGAACUGGAAGUCAGCAAACUCCAUACAGAGCUCGCAGAGGCCCAACACACCAUCCAGCAGAUUGGACCAAUGAAGCAGGAUACACCGACAACCAAUGCCCAAUCGAGUAAAAUGAACCAUCAUGAUAACAACAAGAUCCCCAGGACGAGGGAAGUGACAAGCCAAAAAUCAAAGCAGCAACCCACAUUCGCAGAUCUAGCUGCACUGCUCUCCACCAGACCCGGAGGACAGGAAUGGCAGGAGGUCACUGUCACAACCUGGCUUCUCUCGUGUCGUACCUAG
Molecule: messenger RNA, 792 nt
Organism: Aspergillus chevalieri
Lineage: Eukaryota; Fungi; Ascomycota; Eurotiomycetes; Eurotiales; Aspergillaceae
Exons: 1
Coding region: 1-792 (263 amino acids)
Source: RefSeq, a predicted model, not a curated record